AUGUCGUUGAAUGAGCUUGUUGAUAUGUAUAACCAAAAGUUAAAUUAUAAUGGUAGUCGAUCAACAAUUGCAAGUGAUCCAUCACAUCAAGCAGCACAGCCGUCGUUUCCAACAGAUCCUCUGACUGAUUCAAGUAAUUCUAUGCCAGAUAAUCCAAAUUUUACUUAUACACAAAAUGCCGCAUCAGCGUUAUUAUUUGACACAGAUACAUCACGUUUUCAUUUAAAUGAUCGGGUACUAGCCGGAGAAGUCGUUCGGCCACCUCAACACACUGCUCAACCACGUAUUGAGCGUAUUAAACAAGCUGAUAAACUAGAAUUUUCAACGGGUGAUGCUGAUAUCGCCGAUUAUGAACAUAAUGAAGAAUAUACAGCGAAAUAUCCUGAUAUCAAACCUCAAUUGAAUAUUAUUAAUGCUCAACAAGCACAAAUUCCACCUGUGGACAUGUUUACGAAUCCAGGAGAACAAAUUCAACGUUUAAUUCAACAAGGCAAAUUGAAAAAUUUCCAUGGUUAUAUAAAUUAUCCAUAUAAUUAUCUCGAACCGCCUUGGCAUUUUACCGAAAUGGAAGAACAACAAGGUUAUGUUAAUCAUAAUCCGCCUCGAUCACAUUUAACUGCGAAAGAAAUUGAAACGAAUACAGGUGAUGAUCCAAGUGAAAUUGAAUUGCCUGCUGGUGUUCCUCAAGAACCGAUUUCACAAGAUCGUUAUGAAAUAAUUCCUUUACCGAAGAUGGUUUAUGAAAAUUAUGUUCCGUUAAUUGCAACACGUCGAAUUGUUUAUCGUCGACCUCCAUCUGGUCGUCCUUCUACAGACUUAUCUUUUCAACAAACACAAAGUUCUUCUUUCACAGCUUCGAAAUUACCCGAAGUCGAUGAAAUGACAUAUAAAUUUUAA
Messenger RNA from Adineta ricciae, 897 nucleotides. The record is from the annotation of a GenBank genome assembly. NCBI's taxonomy places the organism in Eukaryota, Metazoa, Rotifera, Eurotatoria, Adinetida, Adinetidae.